GAAGAUACUGUAGCUCUGGAUUAUUAUCAAGAAGAUGUCUGACUAUCUCACAAUAGCAGAUCUAAAGAAAUUGUACCUCGUCACGUUUAAUGCUCGAAUUAAGUGGCGAAACAUCUUGCUUAUUCUUGACGUACCCUCGGAUACCAUCGACAGUAUUGGUACGAAAUGGCGAGACAAUCCUGAUGAAUGCUAUCGUGAGGGUUUGAAAGAAUGGCUGAAAGGUGAAGAGAGACGCUGGGAAGAUGUUGUCAAAGCUUUGUCCAGUCCCAUUGUGGGCCACGUUGACAUAGCUAAUACCAUCGAGAAAGAUCAUCUACAGUCUACUGAUGCAAGCAAUCCUACUGAUGUGAAGUCAGAGGUUGACCAAAACCGCCAGAAGAUCAACGAUGAUUUAACUGUUUUCUUAGACGAACCUCUCGGUAAAGGUGCAUUUGGAGCAGUCUUCAAAGGCAGCUACAGGGGCGAGAUUUGUGCAGUCAAACUUCUGAUUUACGAGGCUGUAGAAAUGCAGACAGGUUUCCCAGCCGGUAAAAGUGAAGAAUCUAGCAAAGCAUUUGAUCGUGAGUGUGAGUAUCUCCAGUCACUCCAGCACCCAAACGUUGUUCUGUAUUUGUCGACUACUAAGCAUCCCAAAUCAGGUGGUACAAUCCUCGUUGUUGAGCUGAUGGAUUGCAAUCUGAGAUCCUAUUUCUCCGGCCUUGGUGAAGAGUCUAUCACUAGCGAAUGUGAAAUUAGCCUGUCCAAAGACAUGGCUUGUGGUCUGGCCUACAUUCACAGCAAGAAGAUUAUCCACCGUGACCUCUGUGGCGAUAACGUUUUGCUGAAGCUUACACGACCAGUGCCUGUCGCAAAGAUAUCCGACUUUGGCAUGUCACGGCUAUACGAUCCCUCCAAGCUUAGCCACACCCUCACGGCCGUUGGUCACCGUAUGGGGUAUCUACCUCUCGAGGCUAUUCGAUUGGACAAGGAUAAUUACGAUAAUAGCUUGGAUGUGUUCUCUCUUGGGGCGAUUAUGGUACAGAUUGUUUGCAAGCUGAAGACGAUCAAAUCUGUGGAAGAUCGAUCAUUCCAUGUUGCCCAGAUACCUCACAAACACAGGUUGAGGAAGCUUAUCGACAGUUGUUUGCAAGAAGACAUGAGGAGGAGACCAUCUGCCAGGGACAUCUGUGAGUCAAUGAUAAGUAUAUUAUGUGUUUUACGUUUCAGCUAACUGUAACCCUAACGAAAAAAUCAUAUCCGUCUAUUAAUGUUGGUAUCGAUUUUAGAUACUUACCUAACAACAAGCUCGGACCCAGUGGAGGCAACAAAGAAGGAGUCAAAGGACACUGAACAAGUCAAGAAGGCACACAGGGAACAGAAUAAGCACAAAGAUGCUGAGCUGGUCAGGAGAGACGCCAUCAUUCAACAGCAGAGAAAGGUGAGACAAAACGCACCAUUAUAUCAUUGCAGAGCUAUAGUAGAAGCUUUGAUCUCUUAUAAUCGUACUGUACAUUCUAUUAGACUGGUGGGCGUGGCCUCUUAAGCU
Messenger RNA from Halichondria panicea, 1525 nucleotides. Its product is annotated as probable serine/threonine-protein kinase DDB_G0271538. NCBI's taxonomy places the organism in Eukaryota, Metazoa, Porifera, Demospongiae, Suberitida, Halichondriidae. The transcript is spliced from 4 exons. Gene Ontology annotation, molecular function: ATP binding; protein serine/threonine kinase activity. The record is from RefSeq and is a predicted model, not a curated record. Bases 35 to 1210 code for a protein of 391 amino acids. Gene Ontology annotation, biological process: protein phosphorylation.